Messenger RNA from Dovyalis caffra, 309 nucleotides. The record is from the annotation of a GenBank genome assembly. Lineage: Eukaryota; Viridiplantae; Streptophyta; Magnoliopsida; Malpighiales; Salicaceae.
AUGAAGCUAAGGAUGGGCCAGUGCCACGCCCGCACCUCUAGACUAGACACAUCUGAUCCAAACAUUUUAAAACAAAAAAUAGAUGCAGAUGAUGAGUUGUUUGCGAGGGUUGAUGUGCCAUCGAAUCUGCAGCCUGCAAUUUCUGAUGUUCAAAUGUGGCCAGAAAAUCGAAGGUCGCUGAGGAUAACAGUUCCUCAUCGGCAAGAAAAUCAAGCACUUCAGGCAACCUUCAUCCUCCAGAAACUAGGCACGAGAUUGGAGGAAGAAUCGUUUUGCAUAAUUGUCACCAACAACGCUAUCCCAUCAUAA